AUGUAUUCUUCAUUCACCAUGCCAAUCGACCCAUGGCCUCAGCAGAUGAACGAUUACAAGAAAGGAGAGGAAGUUGGUUCUGGAAACUUUGCUACCGUAUAUCGGGGUAGUCUGGCUUCGGAUCCUAGCAAGAAAUGCGCUCUCAAAGUUAUCAAGGUGGGUGAAUCUAUGAAACUCGAUGCUUUCGUGACACAUACGCGACUUUUUCUCAGGUUUUUUUUAACGAACUGACAAUUGGCGACCUAUUUGUGCAUCUGACAAGGAAAGUACUUUUAUGGGGGCUCCUACUUUUUGACGGGACAUAUCUCAAAAAAUCAGAAAAAAUGCGCUGAUCAAGGAUAUAUAAAUCUUAGCUGCCCAUUUUAGGUUUUUAGGGGUGAAAACUCAAUCGGAAGUUGGUUUAAAGUCCUAUAUAAACCCCUUUUCGCUUAAUUUUUCACAGGUUUACAAUUUUUAUUUUGGCUUAAAAUGGUGUUUAUUGAGUUUCUAAGACGUAAUAAGUCAGCCUUGGCCCAAAAAUUUAUUUUUACGACCUUCAACUUCAAAAACAGUUUAUUCAGCCCAAAAGGGAAAUCGAACCCGUCCGGCGUCCCCCUCUUGAUUCCCAGACUACGGCACUAACCACUCGGCCACACCGCUCUCUUCCGAAGGAAGAGACCGACUCACGGCAACCCGAAGUGUUUCCUGGCUCCUUUCGACACUUCGCCCAUUUUGUAUCGGUUGAAAUCAAACAAAAUGUCACAAAAGAAUUUUUCGUGGGAUUUUCCGACCGAAAAAUAUUUUUCUCGGAAUUAUUUUAUUUCUUUUGUCAAUUUUGACACUUCGUUUGGACGAAACUCAAAACUGGGCGGGAAACAUUUUUCUCUAUUUCGGGUUGCCGUGCGACUGCGCUUUUUAUAGUUUUGAAUGCCUGCGCCUUUUGUAGGGAAAUUAAGGCAGUUUUUGGGCACUUUCACCCAUAAAAACCUAAAAUGGGCAGCUAAGAUUUAAAUAUCCUUGAUCAGCACAUUUUUUCUGAUUUUUUGAGAUAUGCCCCGUCAAAAAGUAGGAGCCCCCAUAAAAGUACUUUCCUUGUGAGAUACUUUUCGAACUAAAUUGAAAAAUGUGUAUUAUUUUAGGCAUCCAGGUGAAGUGUAAUAUAAAUUUGUGGUAUUUUUAGCUCAGCGAUAUCGAUGAAAAGUCCAGAGCUCUUCAGCAACAAGAACUCGGCUUCCUCAGGGACCUCGCCCACAAGAAUAUUGUCCAAGCGUACACUUCUUUCUUCGUUGAUGUAAGUGCAAUACGACUACUUGCAAAAUAUUCUUUGUGUAUUUGCAGCUGAAGACAUACGUUCUGGUUAUGGAGGACAUGGGAGAUCAGGAUUUGGAGGCAUAUGUCAGACAUGAACUCCUCUCCGAAUAUCGUCUGAUCCCCGAAUACCGAAUCUGGAGAUAUUUGACUCAGAUUGCUGAUGCCCUCACCUUUGUUCACAGCAAGAAUGUGCUUCAUAGAGGUGAGUUUUAACCGAGAGAUAAGUAAUUCGAAGUGCUUGGCUUAGCAGAGAAAAAGAUCUGCAUGUUACGCUAUUUCAGUCAAGGAUGAUGAAAAGUGUUUUGAAGGAGUUUUUUUAUUACUUAUUUCGUAUGUUAUUGUAGAUCUGAAAACCUCCAAUAUCCUCAAGUCCGGAUCUCUGAUCAAGGUGGGCGACUUUGGACUGAGCAAACGGGUCAAGCCCGGAGGAAAGUACACUGAAAGAUGUGGAACACCCUUCUACCUCGCUCCAGAACGCAUGGGAAAAAAGGCUUAUGGAUUCCCAUCAGAUGUGUGGAGUUUGGGUUGUAUUUUCUAUGAAGUAAGUGGAUUACUCUAGAAUGUCGAUUUCUACUUAAUUUAUCCUUUUCCCGAUCAAGUUUGCCUUACGUUUCCAACAUUAUUGGGCAAAGUUGUUAUCUUUCGUUUAGUAUAAUAUAAAUUUUUCAGAUGUGCACUGGGGUGUCUCCCUACUUUGGUGAACGGUCCAACGAGUACAGUCUGAGAACCAAAAUCGUCCAUUCCGAUUGCCCACCCAUCUCCGAAGAUUGUUACAGCUUUUUUGUGGAGGAUUUGAUUGCCUCCAUGCUCCAAAAGGACCCCGCUUAUCGCCCAGAUGCCGCGUUUGUCGCCGCUUACGCCCGCAAGAUUGACAAUUACUACAGAACCAAGUUCCCAGAUCUUCCCGACAUCUAA
Messenger RNA from Bursaphelenchus xylophilus (pine wood nematode), 2205 nucleotides. Lineage: Eukaryota; Metazoa; Nematoda; Chromadorea; Rhabditida; Aphelenchoididae. The record is from the annotation of a GenBank genome assembly.